Molecule: messenger RNA, 384 nt
Organism: Drosophila rhopaloa
Lineage: Eukaryota; Metazoa; Arthropoda; Insecta; Diptera; Drosophilidae
Product: cytochrome c oxidase assembly protein COX19
Exons: 1
Coding region: 100-384 (94 amino acids)
Biological process (GO): mitochondrial respiratory chain complex IV assembly
Cellular component (GO): mitochondrial intermembrane space
Source: RefSeq, a predicted model, not a curated record
GCUCUGGUCACACUACGUUUCUAUUUACACAAUUCUUUCGUAAUUGAAGUCAUAAUUUAUCAAUGAAUUAAGAUAAGGCGAGAGCCGACAUACCCACAAAUGACUUCUCAGAUCUACAGCCAGAAGAAGUUCGUGCCCACGCCGCCUGAGAAGGGCUCCUUUCCCCUGGACCACGAAGGACUCUGCAAGAAGCAAUUCCUACUCUACGCCAGCUGUCUGCGCAAAAACGCCCAGGAUACGGGACAGUGCCGCCAGGACGCCCAGAACUAUCUGGCCUGCCGCAUGGACAACAAUCUUAUGGAGAGAACCGAGUGGUCCAAGUUGGGCUUCCACGAUCAGAACACAAAAACCGACCAGAAACAGGCGGAGGACCAGAAGCACUAG